AGCCAGUUGAAAAUGUUGUUCAUGAUAGAGUAUUGAAUAUUGAAAGUGAUGGUAGAUUACAUGUCAUAUUUGCUGGUACUAAAGUUGUACAACAUACUCCACCCAAUAAAACAACACCAGGACUUAAGUCUCCUGAUAAUGGAUGUAUUGCAUAUGUAUUGAGGACAGGGUUUAACACUUCUCAGGGGAGUCUUCUACGUACUAUAAUGUAUGGCGUUAAAAGAGUCACUGCUAACAACUUGGAGACAUUCCUAUUUAUAUUGUUCCUGUUGAUUUUUGCUGUUGCUGCUGCUAGUUAUGUAUGGGUUAAAGGCAGUGAAGACCCGGACAGAAAUAAAUACAAGUUAUUUUUAGAAUGUACCCUUAUAUUGACGUCAGUAGUGCCGCCUGAAUUACCGAUAGAGUUGUCAUUGGCUGUCAACUCAUCGUUGUUAGCAUUGACCAAAUUAGGUGUAUAUUGCACAGAACCAUUCCGUAUACCAUUUGCUGGUAAAGUGGAAAUCUGUUGUUUUGAUAAAACUGGUACAUUAACGACAGAUAACUUAAUAUGUAAGGGAAUAGCCGGGCUUGAUACUGGCAAGAAAGACAAUGAAGGACUAGUGCCUGCAUUACAUGCACCUAUAGAGACGAUACAAGUGAUAGCCACAUGUCAUGCAUUGGCAAAGCUGGAUGAUACAUUGGUUGGUGAUCCAUUAGAAAAGGUUGCACUUACUGCUAUUGACUGGAAUCUCACUAAAAAUGAUGUGAUGAUACCGAGAAAAACCAGAAGCCCACCUCUGAAGAUUGCACACAGAUUUCAUUUCUCCAGUGCUUUACGAAGGAUGUCUGUCUUAGCAUCGUACCAAGAAACUGGAUCCAUUGAAAACGUUUUCAUGUCUACAGUAAAAGGAGCUCCAGAAACACUUAAAGAAAUGUUUUCUGAGGUGCCAGAGAAUUAUGAUGAUGUUCACUUUGAGAUGUCGCGACAAGGAGCCCGAGUAUUGGCACUGGGUUAUAAAAAAAUAGGCACCCUUUCAAACCAACAGGUUGCUAUGAUAACUGGUGAUAAUCCACUGACUGCUUGCUAUGUUGCUAAGGAACUCAAAUUUUCAAAGAAACCAUCAACACUGAUUCUCACACCACCUGACACAAAAGAUUCUGAUUGGCAUUGGCAGUCUGUUGAUGACACAAUUACAUUACCCAUGAUUCCAAAAGGUGGAGCCAACGAACUCAUUAAGAACUAUGACCUUUGCAUGACAGGAGAGGGUAUGACUCAAUUACUGAGUGUCAAUACAAAGCUUUUCAAUUCCUUACUCCCUUAUAUUAAAGUAUUUGCAAGAGUGGCACCAAAACAAAAG
Molecule: messenger RNA, 1337 nt
Organism: Saccoglossus kowalevskii
Lineage: Eukaryota; Metazoa; Hemichordata; Enteropneusta; Harrimaniidae
Product: endoplasmic reticulum transmembrane helix translocase-like
Biological process (GO): intracellular calcium ion homeostasis; transmembrane transport
Cellular component (GO): endoplasmic reticulum membrane
Molecular function (GO): ATP binding; P-type ion transporter activity; ATP hydrolysis activity
Source: RefSeq, a predicted model, not a curated record